AUGCAAGAGCAGGAGGAAGAAGAGAUGGAAGGUGUUUCGUGGAGAAAACCUUUGGGUCAGACACUAAUGGAGUCAAGUGCUACUGCUACUUCUGCUGUUGCUUCAAGUUUCGUAUCGUCGUCAAUUGAUCCAUGUUUGCAAUCGGAUAAUAUCCGUGUGCUGCUUCGAAUUCGACCAUCACCGGGGAAGGACAAUCGAAAAUGUCUUGAAGUAGCUCCAGAUCAACGUGGAGUGACGUUAGCACCAGCAUCUCAACAGGAAAAGCGAUUUGGCUUUGAUCGUGUGUUUAUGGAAACAUGUGAACAGGAUGAUGUUUUCCAAGAUGCAGGUCGAGCAGCCGUGGAGAAUACGAUUGAGGGAUAUAAUGGUAGUAUCUUUGCAUACGGACAGACAGGGUCAGGCAAGACUUUUACAAUGUUGGGAGGAGCGACGAAGAAUGCUCAUGAAUUACGAAUGUCGCCGUUGCGUGGACUUACGCCACGUAUUUUAGGUUAUUUGUUCCAGCGGCUUGCAGGGCUCGCACGAGAACGAAACCUUGCGUAUUAUAAUGGAGAAGAACAGGAGCGUGCAUUGCACUAUACGUUGGUAUGCUCGUACUUGGAAAUCUAUAACGAAAAGGUGUUUGAUUUGCUGGAACCGAGUGGCUCGGUCGCUGCACAGCAGCCUAAGAGUCUUCGUGAAGACCGCGACAAAGCGGUGUAUGUAGAUCAGCUGCGCGAGAUUGACGUGGGUAGCGAAGAGGAAGCGCUGACGCUAUUGCAGCUAGGUUCGCAGAAUCGUCAUAUCUCAUCAACAGAAAUGAAUCGCGAAAGCUCACGGUCUCACGCAGUUUUCUCGGUCAAGUUAGUGCUAGAGGAGCGAACUUCAGCUGGAGUAAAGCGUACACGCCGUUCGUGCUUGCAUUUAGUGGAUUUGGCAGGUAGUGAAAAACAGCGACAAACUCGUGUCCAUGGCAAGCGAUUAAAGGAGGCUGCCCAAAUUAACAAGUCUUUGUCGGCUCUAGGCAACGUGAUCAUGGCACUAGUGGAUGUAAGCAACGGUCAUAAGCGGCACGUUCACUAUCGUGACUCGAAGCUUACUUAUCUUUUGCGGGACGCCUUGGGAGGCAAUGCAAUUACAAGUAUUGUGGCUACUAUUUCGCCCGAAGAAAAAUACUUUACAGAAACGCUUAGUACACUGAAGUUUGCACAGCGUGCAAAGUUUAUUAAGAAUAAUGCGGUACAGAACGAGGACGCUGACUCGCUCGUGCCAGUUCUUAAACAGCAAAUUGAAAAGCUGGUUCAAGAAAUUGCAUCUUUGCGAAGAAGCGUCGGCAUCGGCUUGACCUCCGAUGCUAAUGUUACUGAUGCAGAGCAUUCUAAGGACGAACAGAUCAUACGGUUGAAAUCAAUUGCCGAUGCUGAAACAGAAACUCAAGUUCAGGAAAAGAAAACGAAAAAUCGGUACGAGCCAGCUUUGGACAUGAUGCAAAAGCUGCUGCGUGCAAGUGGAGCAGCGUCACAAGCAGACAUUGCUGAAGAAAAAGAGCCCCAGCAGCAAAAGCACGAUGUUGUGGAAAUUCGUUGUGACCGGCUUGAGAUGCUGCUUUAUCGCAUGAUUUGCCGUUUUGAGGAAUACAAAGAGGUCACCUUUGACCCUAACCGGUACAAGCAUACUCGGCGUUCAACGCAUGCAAAGCUAAAUAAGCUUCAAGGCCCUCGAAUGUCAAUGCUUCCCGCGCCUAAGCGAUAUAGUAGUGCUGCUGUGCGAUACCAUCAUGUCGACAACCAGGAGUACUCCGCGGAUGAUGACGGAUCUGCUGCUGCUUUGAUAGCGGCUGAAAAGCGGGAACGUGAUUUGCAAAAGAAGGUGCAAGAUCAACACAUCCGUAUUGAGGAAUUGUUGCAGCGAUCCCAAGAAGCUGAAGUGGAAAAUGAUCUUAUUCGUCAUGAACUUUGUGAGCUGCUAGAGUGGAAAGCCUUUGUCGAAGAAGAACGGCGUCAUGUCAGUGAUGCUGUGCCGUUCGGUCCUCAACAGGAGAGUGAAGAGGAGGAGACACCAAUAUUGGAAGCAUCGACAGUACCAAGCGAAGAGAUGCAGGAUUUACAAGAAAUGCUGAAUGUGUAUCGCGCACUCUUCGAUGACGUGACAGAUUUGAUGUACAUGAAGAAGCCGAUAUUAUGCAGUCCAUUAAGCCCAAAGUCAUGUUCUUCUGUGGUGACGGACUCUAAUUCUACCUGUUAUGCUUCAGGUGAUGAGGAUGAUAUUGGUGAUGAUUGCAUCUCGGUGGAUGGUUUCGAGGCGAGCGAAGACGGUGAUGGAGGUGUCAGUGACACUUAUCGCGAAGUUCGCCGCGUGAAUGCUUUGAGCUCACGUCUUGGACGGAAGCUUGAUCUCUAUCAGGACACAAUUCAGCGCUUAGAGAAAGAGUUGCAAACGACAAAGGACGAGCUGGAAACCUCUAGUGCUGCCACAAAAUUUGCUGAAUUUCAGCUCCAACAGUUGCGUACAUUGGCAUCAGAUGAAGAGGCCAGGCAGAAUCAGGUGGAGUACGAUUUACGAAAAAAACUCAAUGACGUGGAGAAAACAGUGCGUUCUCAACGUAAUGAGAUGACCCGGGUGCUAGACAAAAAGUUAGCUGAUGAUGCGCGUGCUCUGGAGCUUGAACUAGAAGUUGCACGACGCGAGGUGAAAUAUUUGGAGCAUCGUUUUCGCAACAGCAGCGAUAGCAUUGAUGACGGCAACAAUGACAAGCGGAUGAAGAGUGCACUACUGGACAUUCAAAGGUACAUGGAAGAUAUAGAGCAAGAAAUGAGAUUGUCACGAUCUCCUUUGCCGACACCAGAGAUGCCAAAAGCAAGCGAUAGUGAGAUACCAGCUCAACUGUUGACAUUGUUAGAUUGUGCUGUGAAAGAUAAUGCGAAGCUUUUGGAAACGGUGGGUGACUUUCGAGAUAAGCGACAACGUAGUAAUGUCUACCUUCAGUUACUCUCUUCGUUAUUAGCUGUGGAAGCGAGCUUGGACUAUGACGAUUCAAGCGACGAAAGCAAAGAGCAGGAGUUGAUCCGAUUACAGCUUGAAACUGCCACUCUUCGAACUGGAGUCGGCGAGUUGACCGAUUUCAGUUCCUCGGACGCUGUCGACGAGGGUCUCGCUGAAGCAAGUGAAUUGGCGUAG
This is a messenger RNA of Peronospora belbahrii, 3156 nucleotides long. The record is from the annotation of a GenBank genome assembly. Lineage: Eukaryota; Oomycota; Peronosporomycetes; Peronosporales; Peronosporaceae.